AUGGCACAUCGCUGUAGGCCGUUAUGGCGGCGGUGGUCGUCUUUGGUGUCCUGGUGCUUGCCGCCUGUCCUGUGGUGGUUCUGCGUGUCCCAGGCGCUGACGGUGCAACGCGCGUCAGCCUCGACGGGGUGCAAACUUUCCGAGUUUAUGUGUGACAAUGGACGCUGCGUGAGCCUCAACAGGUACUGUGACGGAACAGACGACUGCGGCGACGCGAGUGACGAACAACUCGUAUGCUCGAACUGCAAUCGGACAUACUACGGUCAAAGGGGCGUCAAGUACGCCUUGCGCAUGAGCGAACCUUUCCAGCGACACCUGGCCUUCGUCUGCCGGAUGAACUUUGUGGCGCAUGGAGAGGAGUACGGGGACCUGGUCGAGAUCACGUUCCUGUCGUUCCAGGUGGGAUUCUACCAUCUGGCAAGCAACUCAAGUCCGAGCUGUCUUCAAGGUCACAUGAAAGUCACCGAGGAUCAGGACUCGAACGACGUGGUCCAGUCCGACCGCCCGUACAGUGCGCAGCCGCUGCGCCCCGUCAAAGACCGGAUACACCACGGCCACCACAGACCAUCGACAAGACUCGUCGACCGAGACAAAACCGACGUAGUCACGCAGCGCGCAGCCGAAUUCGGAGGAUUCUGCGGCAGCCUCGUCGGACGCAGCGCGACCUUCUACAGCGCACGACGAAACGUAAGCCUAACGGUGUCCUUCCCGGUCUCGUCUUCGGUCAACAUGGCGACGACGGGAGUCUUCCUCACGUACCGCUUCCUCAAGAGCACCAAAACUCACGACGACGUCUUCUACGGCGACCCGGUGCCGGGCUCGUACUGCGACCGCGUCUUCACCGACUGCCAUGAUAAGCAAUGCCGGAUCAGGUCGCCCAACUAUCCCGGCUUCUACCUACGAAACGUGACGUGCACUUACCACAUAAAGCAGACGCAGGCGCCGCCCGGACUCGUUUCCCAGAUUGUGCUGAAUCAGCGUAACGAGUACAAGAUCACCAUCCACAGCGGACAGGCAAACGCCGGCGGGGUCCUCUACAGCGCGUUGACGACCGAAUGUGCCGGGGACGUCGUCAGAAUAUCCGAUGGGUCUCCGAGCUCGGAGUCGGUGACCCUCCUCGAGUUCUGCGGGUCGGGGCCACUUCCGGACGUGACGUCGUCCGGACCGGAUGUAACGGUACAGCUCAUCAGCGUGCCUUACCAGCAGCUCCUCGAAUCGCGGAUGGAACUGGAUAUUUCGGUGCGGUUCGUAGACCCGACAGAAUUCAGGAUGACCGGACGCACCUGCAAGUUCAUUCUGGACAGCUCCGAUCGGCGCAGCGGGCAGGUGCACGUGCCACGACACACCAUCCCGGCAAACACGGUCUGCACGUUCGAGUUCAAAGGUCGGUCUCGUUUUGAACGUGUGUGGUUGUAUUUCACGAGUUAUUUUGUUCCCGAUCGGCAGCCGUGGACGAGCGUCGAGAAGUGCGAUGUAAGCCAGCUCGAAGUAUACGACUCAGCCGUCUUUGACAAUGGCGCAUACAAGAACGAAGACAAUGACACUUCGGGGCUCAUGGGUCGGUUCUGCGAAAAGUCGAGUCCGCGGGUAUGCAGCCAUGCGAACGACUAUCCGAACCUCAUACCAGCUCGGCCAUGUCACAGGUCGACCGAGAGCUACUUCUCGAGUAGUCCCACCAUGACGCUACGUUACAAGGUGUUUCAGAGCGGCGACGUCACGUCGAAGACCAGUUCCUUCACGGCACGGUACGAGUUUGUAGACACCUCUCAGAACGGAGAACCCAUGAACGACAGCCUCUGCAACCGCCUCUUCAAAAGCAGGACGAAGUCGAGGGGACGGGUUGCGUCGCCCAAAAACACUUUCUUCUACGGACGCGGCGGCGAGAAAGACUUGACGUGCGCGUACCGAUUCCUCGGAACAUCGCAACAAAGGGUGCGCAUACGGAUCGACAAGCUUCACUUGUCAACAGAAGGUUGCUCGACACUUUACGACGCCAACCAGCUACGCUACACUUGCAGGCAGGGCGGUAGGUUACCAACAUCCGUUAGACGGCGUCGCCUUGCGGAGCUCAACAUGUCGGAAUCCUGGUUCGGCAUAUCAAUCCCAGUGGGCUGUCUAUGCAGCAAUUCCACGUUCCUCUCAUCGCCGCUUGAGCUGACUUCGGUUGGCAGCGACGUCAUACUCUCGUUUACCGUACGGGGGAUGGCCGUUCACGAAGACUUCACCAGUUUCGGUUUUGAAGCAACCUACGAAUUUCUCCCGCCCAGCGACUGCGGUGCAGACACCGGUCUUCUCAGGGGUCACGUCGGCGAGGCUGAACUUUCAUCUCCAGUGUUUCAGGAAGAUGGCCCUGGCGUAGGAGCCUACCGCAGCGGAAUCUUCAAGCGAUGCCGAUGGCUCCUGGAAGCCUCACCGGACAAGUACCUCUACCUCCAGGUCAUCGGUGGUCGGCAGAGCAUCAGCGACUGCGGAGACAACCGUCUGCUGGUCUACUCAGGCGAGAACUUAAGCCACGUGACCCUCGUUUGCGCGUCCACGUCAUCGGUGGAGGACCCCAGCGCGGUCGACAUCUUUUCUCCGGCUUGGGCAAAUGAAACCAGGACUGCAACGUCUUUGAGGCCCGAACGGUUAUUGCUCGAGACACUCUGCUCGGAGGAGUCUUCUAGCUUUAGAGUGCGAUGGAUGGAAGUUACCAGGCCCUUCUUCAGGACGCGGUCGGGUCAGACCAUGAGGAACGUCGACUGCCUAUACGAGUGUCCCGAGCUUGACGCUUGCAUCAGCCCUGAAUUGUGGUGCGACGGUGUGGCGCACUGUCCGUCGGGGUAUGAUGAGGUGCCCGAGAAUUGCUCGAGGUUUCCGACACUCCAGGUGAUUCUCGGAUGUGCGGGAGCGCUAGUCGUGUUUGUAGUAGCGCUGGGAACACUGGCUCUCAUGAGGAGAUCGUGCCAGUUCAAAAAGUCGAAGUCAUCUACUCCUUCUGGACACCCUGUGUCGUCUGAGGAUGUCCCCAUGGACAGUAUCUGACAAGAGGCCAACGGGAAAGAUGUCAUUGAGAAGGACACUGUUAGAGACAAGGAAAGUGUUCAGGACGAUGUGGCUUAGUCUUUCCCGGCCAUUAAGGUGGUGCGAAAGUGUCGUGCGACGGACAGUACUCGAUGAUUCGUCUUUCCAAAGAUCAUUGAACCGCGUUAAAGAAGAACUUUGAUAUGUCAAGUCAGAAACACAGUUUUAUGUGAAUUUCCUUCGGGAAGAUGGUGAAAGAUACAGAGAUUGCAAAGAAAGAAAUAUUGUGAUUUUUGUGGAGUCCUGAAGAAAUAUUUUUUAUCUAGAUGAAUCACGGGCUGCUCUUAGAGGAUACUGUGUCACGUGAAAAUGUAAAGAUGAACGUUAGAAUGUGCGUCGACGCUUGAUGGUUUUAUGAGCGGCAUACCUGCGGAUGAUUUAGCAGGACUUACAUUUUUGCACUCAGGUAUUUCAGUCUUCAACAAAUUAAAGAUAGGUAACCAUCAGGUUCCAGUUACU
Messenger RNA from Ixodes scapularis (black-legged tick), 3522 nucleotides. RefSeq lists its product as uncharacterized. The coding region runs from base 1 to 3024 and encodes 1007 amino acids. The record is from RefSeq and is a predicted model, not a curated record. The transcript has 3 exons. Gene Ontology annotation, cellular component: plasma membrane. Lineage: Eukaryota; Metazoa; Arthropoda; Arachnida; Ixodida; Ixodidae. Gene Ontology annotation, molecular function: protein binding.